AUGGCGACCCCAGAGAAUGGGACUAACAUGUCGGAGGACCUUGAUAUUGAUGCCCUCAUCAAUGCCGCUGAUGUCGACGAGAAAGAUGUUUCCGCGGUAGUCAGUUCUUUACAUCAAGAGUUGAAUUCUGUUACCAAGGCAAGUGGUGGGGACCUCUCACAAGACAGCGGCCUCGGAUCUACUCCUGAGGAGGCUAGUCUCUCUCAGCAACCCGUCACAAGCAACGGGUUUCAACAAACACAAGAGAAAGUAGUUCUCCCGCCUUCGGCCUCCUCUUCUUCUUCCUCCUCGAUAACGACCACUACUUCAUCUUCUGUCCCUCCUUCCCUCACUCCUGCUCAACCUGUCAAGACUAAAGGAGAAGUAUCAACAAGUAUAUCCACUGCUACCUCUUCUACUCCCUCAUCCUCUCGCCCUGGUCUUACCCUAAACCUCUCAAAGACAGAAACAAGCACACAACCACAGGCUCAAGACUCCACUAACAGGAGGGCCUCUCUCUCUACAAUGUCACCUUUUGGUGGCUUGACUCACGGUCCUCAAACCUCCCUACUUACCAUUGAAGAACAAUCAGCCAUUUACAAGCAAGCCAGUCUCUUAGCUAUCUAUGCCAUGUCUAGUAAGAAUGGGCCGGCAAAGGCUAAAGAGAUGCUCGCUGUAGUCACAAAGGUGAAGAAUUUUUUAACAAACUUAGUACAACUGGCUGGUAAUUCGGGCCCUCAAGUGAGGACAGCUGUGCAUUCUUUAGUACAGAAAUUAGUGGCUGGCAGUAUUACUGAAGAGGAGUUUGCCAAGAAGAUUGAACAGGAUCUGAAGUCGAAGCAUCAGCCAGAUCUACUUCCAUUUCUACAAACUGCUGUAUAUGAUGAGCUUAAUGUACAUGUACAGGUUGCUUUGUUUCUGUUUACAUGUUCUCGUUAUGGUGUCACAGAGAUAACCGAAGAAUUUUUAACUUUCUUGUCUCAUGCAACUGAGGAGAGACUAAGGAAUUUAGUAGAACAGGUAACUGUAAUCAGUCAACACAGAACUGAGCUACUGAAGGGUAACAGUCGCUAUGAGCCAGCUACUGAUGUGAGGGCUCAGCUAAAAGUCCUGGAGCGUAUUGAUGAAGUGAGUGCCACAAGGAAACAAGAAAGAGAGAAAGAAAAGAUUAUCCGUGCUGCAAAAAGUCGCUCAAAACAAGAUGAUCCAGAGCUAGCCAAGAUGAAGGAACAAGCCAAGCAAAUCCAAAUAGCAGAGGAGAGAGAGAUACACCAGAAAGCAGCUAAUGUACAAGCACUGGCUGCUAUUGGAAGGAGAAAGAGAACAGCCACUACUGCUUUUGGAGGAGAGAGCUCUUCAGCAAGCCCUAGUGCUGGAAAUGCGUCCAUAGCUUCUGUAUUCAACUCACCUUCGACUUCAAGAACUAACAGACCGAAACAGCGUAGGAUUUUAUCUAAAGAUAUCAUUAUGUCCAUGGAGCAAUGUCGUGAAACCAGACACUCACAGAUACUUUAUAAAUCACUCUUAUAAUUAAUGCCUGCAUUGUUUGUUUAAUUAAUAUUUAAUUUCAUUGGAUCUUGAUUGAUUGUG
This is a messenger RNA of Amphimedon queenslandica, 1569 nucleotides long. RefSeq names its product transcription initiation factor TFIID subunit 4B-like. The coding region runs from base 1 to 1509 and encodes 502 amino acids. The record is from RefSeq and is a predicted model, not a curated record. NCBI's taxonomy places the organism in Eukaryota, Metazoa, Porifera, Demospongiae, Haplosclerida, Niphatidae. Gene Ontology annotation, biological process: DNA-templated transcription; transcription initiation at RNA polymerase II promoter. Gene Ontology annotation, molecular function: DNA binding; protein heterodimerization activity; RNA polymerase II general transcription initiation factor activity. The transcript has 9 exons. Gene Ontology annotation, cellular component: transcription factor TFIID complex.